Molecule: messenger RNA, 3525 nt
Organism: Amaranthus tricolor (Joseph's coat)
Lineage: Eukaryota; Viridiplantae; Streptophyta; Magnoliopsida; Caryophyllales; Amaranthaceae
Product: MACPF domain-containing protein At4g24290-like
Exons: 8
Coding region: 404-1852 (482 amino acids)
Biological process (GO): regulation of salicylic acid mediated signaling pathway; plant-type hypersensitive response
Cellular component (GO): plasma membrane
Source: RefSeq, a predicted model, not a curated record
AUACAAUUAUCGACAUCAGGGCAUCAGCCAUUACGCUGCGCUGCACUGAGCCUUCUUCUUUGGUGUGCUACUUCCUUUGUUAGCUAAUACUAAUACUCUCUUCGAGAUCGCCAUUUUUAGGGUUUCUUAUCUUUCUCUCUACAUUUCCUCCAUUCUCAGGAUCUGAGCUUUAUUGUCUGUAUCCUCCUACACUUUUCUGAUUUUGCUCCUUGGUAUUCCGAUUUUAGGGUUUUGCAGUUUACAGCUUCAAAUCUCUCAAAAUCUCCACUUAUCGGCAAACAAAACUAUCAAUUUCUUGGCAAUUGGUGUGGUUUUUGUAUUCUUUGUUGAAUUUAUAAAUAGAUUGUAAAAGUUUUGCUUAUUGGAGUGCGAAUGUUAGAGUAACACAUCAUAAUACUCUUUAAUGGCUUUGAAACUAUCUGCUGCUAAAGCAGCUCAAGUGGCGAUUGGAUCAAUUGGUCGUGGAUAUGAUAUUUCGGCAGAUCUUAGACUUAAAUUUUGCAAAGGUGAUUCUGAGGAUUCACAUUUGAUUGAAAUUAAUGAAGAUCAUUGUCAAGAGAUUCCUUUACCUGCUGGAAUUGUUAUUCCUGAUGUACCUACUUCUAUAAAAUGCGACAAAGGUGAAAGGACCAGAUUUAGGUCUGAUGUUCUGUCUUUCCAGCAGAUGUCAGAACAGUUCAACCAAGAGGUUUCAUUAACUGGUAAAAUACCCUCUGGUCACUUCAAUACAAUGUUUGAGUUUUCUGGAUGUUGGCAAAAGGAUGCAGCCUACACGAAAACAUUGGCCUUUGAUGGAGUUUUCAUUACCCUAUAUUCAAUUGCUUUGGAAAAAAGUCAACUUGUAUUGCGUGAUUAUGUCAAAAAAGCUGUUCCUUCAUCAUGGGAGCCUGCGGCAUUGGCAAGGUUCAUUGAAAAAUUUGGCACUCACAUCAUUGUGGGAGUAAAGAUGGGAGGGAAAGAUGUUGUGUUUGUAAAGCAGCAGCAUUCAUCAUCCCUUCAACCUGCUGAAGUACAGAAAAAGUUGAAAGAGAUAGCUGACAAGAGGUUUAUAGAAGCAAACGGGCAAUAUGAGAUUAACUCUGGGCAUACUUUUCAGGAUGGAAAGUUUGACGCUCGUGAACAGCGUUUGAGAUUUGCAGAUUUGAGUCCUUCUUGUUCAUAUUCACACAAGGAGGACAUUGUCACAAUUUAUAAGAGGAGAGGCGGAAGUGAUAUCAGGAAUCUUCCUCAUCAUGAGUGGCUACAAACUGUGCAGUCUGAGCCAGAUGUAAUUUCCAUGACCUUCAUCCCAAUCACGUCUCUGUUGAAUGGUGUGCCUGGGAGCGGUUUCUUAAGCCAUGCAAUAAAUCUUUACCUUCGUUACAAACCACCCCUAGAAGAGCUUCAUCCUUUUCUAGAAUUUCAGUUACCAAGACAAUGGGCACCUGUGUUUAGUGAGCUUCCCCUGGGUCCUCAGCGCAGGCAGCAAAACUUUGCUUCUCUGCAAUUCAGUUUCAUGGGUCCAAAGCUAUAUGUUAACACCGCCAUGGUUGAUGUUGGUAAGAGGCCUGUGACUGGCCUACGGCUUUACCUUGAAGGUAGAAAAAGCAAUCGCCUGGCCAUUCACUUGCAGCACUUGUCAUCUCUUCCUAAGAUUUUUCAACUUAAGGAAGAUUCAUAUGGAAUUUUUCAGCAAGAUCACUAUGACCGAAGGUUUUACGAGAAAGUUGGAUGGAAGAACUUUUCUCAUGUGUGUACAGCUCCAGUUGAGCCUGAUGAUGAUCUUUCAAUUGUAACCGGUGCCCAGCUACAAGUUGGGGAUUAUGGAUUCAAAAAGCAGUGGCAAAACCUCCGCCGCAGCCAGCUGAUGUGAACAUUAACUCUGCCGUUUACCCUGGAGGUCCUCCCGUUCCUGUGCAAGCACCCAAGCUGCUGAAGUUCGUCGACACAACUGAAAUGACAAGAGGACCGCAAGACUCACCUGGUUACUGGAUUGUUUCUGGUGCAAAGCUUGUGGUUGAAAGGAGUAAAAUAUCGAUACGUGUGAGAUAUUCUUUACUUACUCCUAUCUUACCUGACGAGGAUGAGUUGGAAUAACAAUGCACAUAGUAGUAUUAAUUUGCUUGUGUCCGGAAGUGUGAAAAUUUGGCUGGAAAAUCUCACAAACUGAAAUUUGUGGAGUAAAUCAAGCUAAACAUUAACAUUUUGGAUGCAAAUUGCUCGUAGUCAUAGAAGAACCCAGCAACAGAAGAGUGAAGGGGAAAUACGAGCAGGAGGCAGGUUUUUAUGGGCGGUUACUCGCCCGUUUUACUUCUAAACCUUUUGGUUUUAAAAAGAAAAAGGAAAAAAAUAUAUAUUAUGUGAUUUGUAAGCUUCAUUUAUUUUAUGAUGGGAAAAAAUGGCUUGGUGUUUGCUAUCUAAGUAAUCACUGCAUUCUUGCCUUUGCACAUAACGGGAAGAUAAUGAGAAUUUGUGAUUUACUCAAGUAGAAAUUCUUCCCAUAUUAGUUAGGGUUAGUUAUGUUUCAGUUACCAAACUUGGCCACUACUCAAGGAUGCAAUCCCCAAGGGAACUCCAAAUCCACAUCCUUAUUCUUUGAUUUUGCACCAUGGACCAAGUCCGUGCUUGGUUAGUUAUUUAUGGUUUGACAAAUAUUCUCUUUGUCAUUCUAAAAUAUCACCAUUUGACUCAAAUACGUGUGAGUUUUGUGAGCCAAGUGGUGUUAUUCCACAGAGACUGAGGGAGUAGUAAUAAAUGUUGAUAUUGAAAUUGUAUUUUGUAUGUGUUUUAGGACAAUGCUUGUAUUGAGGUUAAUAUGUUUUUGAAUAAAUAAAUUCAAAAUUAUAACUAAUUCAUAUAAAAGAAAGGAAAAUUGUCGGAAACAAUUUAGAAAAAUCUUACUUUUGUCAAUAAUUACCUAGAAUAUUUUUUAAUGUAAACUUACAAAUUUUUUUUAUUAAAGACUACUUUUUCAUUUAAAUUUUCAUAGAAAUUUGUUUAUGGUAUACACCAGAGAAAAUUUGAAAAAAAUUAGAUAAUUUAACAAUUUAUUCAAAAAACAAGCUUCGUUUAAACUUUAUUCCCAAAAUAAGCGUCCUUGCCUCCGAAGCUAGACUUGGUUUAUACUUGCACUUACUAACAGCGAGUAUAAUGAAAUGGUCAAAAUUUUAGUCAAAGUUUAUUUCGCUGUUACUAACAGCGACCUAUUAUUUAACUGCACAGCUGGUCAAGUCGCUGUUAGUAACAGCGAUCUAAUACGUUUCUAAAUUCAGCAGCCUUCUUCCUCCUUCCUUAUUUCACCCGAUUUUGUAUCAGCGAAACAACCCACGAAAUCUCCCUCUACUUUCCACCAUUAAAAUCAACUUCAAUCCUUCAAUUAAUAUCAUCAAAUUUCAAGUUUCUACUACUAUUUAAUUCUGUCAUCUUCCUACAUUCACUUAAGGUACUAUUUUUUGUGUUUUUUUUUCUUUUUUUGAAAAUUAGGGUUCACAAAUUCCUCAUCAACUUUCACAUAAAUGCAGGUUCAUAAACUUGCAAUUUACUACU